Molecule: messenger RNA, 2498 nt
Organism: Mercenaria mercenaria
Lineage: Eukaryota; Metazoa; Mollusca; Bivalvia; Venerida; Veneridae
Product: collagen alpha-1(XII) chain-like
Exons: 13
Coding region: 114-2060 (648 amino acids)
Source: RefSeq, a predicted model, not a curated record
GUUUUGCUGUCCAGAGUUGUCUAUAUAUAUAACGGAGCGUUCCAAGUCACAGAUCUUGUAAGUUUCACCUACAAGAGCGGACUGCUAUAAAGCUAUAAACAAAACAUUUGAAGAUGGCUGGAAUUACGAAUUUAUUUUUGCCUCUGUUCUUAACUGUGUGCAUUGUAUAUGGAUCGGAGUCAUGUGGCAAGCCGGCGGAUGUUGCGUUUGCAAUCGACAGUUCUAGUAGUAUCUGGAUAUAUGACUUUUAUAAACAGAUCGACUUUGUAAAGGCAAUGGUAAAAAUGUUCGAUAUCGGACCGAAUGGCACCCAUGUCGCGGCUCUCACCUUUUCAGACAAUGUGGCCACGGAAUUCUAUUUUGACGAGUUCGAAACUAAGACGGAAGCUGCAGAAAUGGUUGGGAACAUUACACACGCCUAUGGAUCUUCCACAUACACACAUAGUGCUCUGCAGGCCCUGCGAGAAGAUAUAUUCACAACUGAACACGGUAUGCGUGGCACCGUCCCAAAAAUUGCCAUACUACUUACUGACGGAAAAUCCACCUACGGAGAGAAGACACGGGCGCAGGCCGAACUGGCCAAAGAUGCCGGUAUCAAAAUUCUAGCGAUAGGAAUAGGAAAUGUGAACGAUGAUGAGCUUCAAGCCGUUGUCACAGACCCGGCAGACAAGAACUACUUCCAUAAGAAUAGUUUCAGUGAGCUCAAGUCUGUGGUUUUCAAGGAACUGAUCGCACAGGCCGCGUGUAAAGUCAUCGAAACCACAACCACAAAGGCACCUACGACAACAACAACAACGACGACGACUACGACCACGGAGGCAACAACAACAACAACAACAACAACGACCACUGAGCCCACGACGACAACCCCAGAACCAGUAUCAACAACCCCAGACUAUGCGAUGAUGGCAGACCAAGCCCAGCAAUCUUGCCAGGGGAAGCAGGCAGACGUUAUUUUGAUUGUUGACAUGUCCAGCAGUAUAUGGACGGAACACUUCAGACAAGAACUGAGAUUCCUCUCUGACCUUGUUAGUAGAUUUGAUAUCGACAGCGGAAAGACGAGGGUAGGAAUGAUAACAUUCAGUGAUGCCUCCGAGGCAAAGUUCUACCUGGAUGACUACAGUACCCAGGAAGAAGUUAGUAAAGCUAUUCUACAAGUGGAAUCUGCAGGUGGUAUAACAAACACGCACCUGGCGCUACAGGAAUUGGUUGAAGAAAUGCUUAGCAAAAAGCAUGGUUCCCGGCCCGAUGUAGCCCACAUUUGUAUUUUGAUUACUGAUGGUAGAUCCAGCAAACCGGAACUCACACUGCCGCAGGCUGAAUUGGUCCACAAGGCCGGCGUUAAUGUCUUCGCAAUCGGAGUUGGAAAUAUGACAGAUACAGACGAACUGCGUCUGAUGGCAUCUAAACCAGAGUUUGCAAUCGAAGUGGACAAAUACAGUGCACUGAAACAUAUCCACAAUCUUCUUGCAUACGAAGCUUGCGAAGUACCUCAGGGCGACCAGCCACAGUGCGCAAAAGACCUUAAAGCCGACAUUAUGUUUGGGUUGCACGGAAUAGGUGGCGGAGAUAGAAGCCAGGUGACGGAAUUUAUCAAGUCUGUGGGUGGCGCUUUCGAUCUGCGAUCCGGAAAUGUGAAAAUAGGCAUGAAUGAGGAUUGUGGGAAGGCAAUGUUUAAACUUUCAGAAUUUGAAGACAAAGAGUAUUUCAGCUCCACUGUUGAAGAAGUUAUGGGCAACCAAAUCUCAACAAUGAUUGGGAACAUACGUAGAGGCUUCGGGUUUUCAAGAGCAGACGCAGAUAGAUUUGUGGUGUUGAUCGUAUCUGGAAGAAUUGAAGAUAUGGACAUCGCCUUUGAUGAGGUUAAGAGGUUGAAAUAUAAUAAACGAAUCAUUGUCGUCGGCGUCGGUAAAGGCGUUGAAAAGGAGCAACUGAUGUCUCUAGCAAGUUAUAAGGACACCUCUAAAGAAGAUGACACGCACGUGUUUAUGGUAGAGGACUCUGAUGAGUUACUGUUCGAGGUCAAGAAGAUCCAUCGCCUAAUGUGCAAUGCUCAGUAAUCAUACAUAGAAGUGAUGUAAAACAGUUAAGUGCUCUUAUGGUAGCCUGUGAAAUACUACUAAAACACCAAUGUGUUUGUUUACAUUUGCAACCAUUGGCUGUUCUUCUUAGUUUAGUUGACUGUUGGCUCAGAUGCCCAGACUCCUUCGUGCAAUGCAUAGAUGUCAACUGAGAUUCAACUUCUUUUGAUAGAAAUACUGUUUGCAAAUGCAGUAGCAGGUUAAUGAUCAGUCACUCGUAAACGGACUGUGAAUUGUAUAUGCACUGUUUUUGUUUAAAUAUCAUAUGUUUUAGCUUAAUACAACAUACAAUUCGUUGGAAUAUAAAACUGAAGUGCAAUUACAUUGUAGCUUUCAUCAGUCUAUAUUGCCCUUAAUCAUUUAAACAUUAAGAGAGACUUACAGUCUGUAAACGGAUUAAAUCUUAGACAAGCUUGA